CUUACACGCUUUCCUCUCUCUUAGAUUGUCAUAGACCGUUCUUGAUCCUCGUAGCUCCACACAUCAUCUAUCCCUAACAACCUCGGUCUUUACGACAAGAUGCCCACUAUGAAAGGAUACAUCUUUAUUGGGCUCAACGUGGUCCGCGCGCUCAGCAUCAUUGCGCUAUUACUUCUGUUCGCCAGCAGCAUAGUGACAAUGGUCCACGACGUCGAAGCUGUCAACGCCUUCAUUGCUGCCGGCAAAGCGGAUCCUAACAUUCGUGUAGCCUCUGACAAUGUGACAAACACGACCGGUGUGGACUGCAUCAGCGGAGACACCGACUACGUUGAGGGCAGCACUGUUCCGAAUCAACCCGCCGGAGCAUUCUGGGCCGUCUUAAACAGACUGCUCAUCAUCUUCCAAGUCAUUGUCCUGAUCAUGUCCGAAGUCGGCUGGCCCGCAGCCUUCUUCAGUCGUUUCUUCCCUAUCCUCGGUGACGACUUUGGACUGGGUGCGCUCGGCGUGAUUCAAUGCCUCCUCGGCGCGGCAGUGCUCUCCCACCACGUGGACGAGUUCUCGCUCGUCUCCGCGUUCUUCCUUUUCUCACUCGGCUGCGUCAAUAUCUUCUUGGGCCUCAUCUUCCGGGAAUCUGCGAAGUGGCGACGCUCUCUUACCUCGUGGCGCGAGCAGGACAAGAACACGAAGGGCGGCGUGCUCCCGACCACACACGGACCGCGCCCCCUCGUCAUGUCCCCCGGAGGCAACACCUCUUGGGAGAAGGAGCGCGAGGCGUACGGCGGCUACGGCGCUGGCGGCGACACCUCGCGCUCGGGCAGCCUCUCUAGCCAGAAGAGUGGCAUGGGCUUUGGCAGGCAGGGCGAGAAAGCCGCGCUGGCUCGAGGCUAUACCCUUACACGACCCGUUGAGGCGCUGCCGACAUAUGUUCCCAAGCCUGUCGCCUCCCGGCGGGAGAGUGAUACUUCAAGCGUGACUGAGGGCUCCGAAACGGCUGUCUAGACUCUCAACAUGGUACGAAGGUCAAUGCACGGGCAUCGGCUGACGUCCUCAACACGAACAUCCCUACGCCCACUACCCUUCCGGGUCCCAUACUAGCGCGCUCGCAAGGCUGGCGCGAUAUUCUGUUGUCCCAUUUGGGCAUUAAUCGCACGAUACGACAACGGUACGACCCCGCAAGACUUCUCGCUCUCGUGUGUUGCUGUGCAUAAGUACAUGUAUUAUCUGGAUGGUUCCGCCUGGGGACGUUUGUAGUAGCGCCCUAUUCUGUAGCUCGUAGUUCUCACCCUCUAGGGAUUGUGUUAAGAAUCCUAUCGUGCUUCC
Dichomitus squalens LYAD-421 SS1 is the source of this 1320-nucleotide messenger RNA. RefSeq lists its product as uncharacterized. The record is from RefSeq and is a predicted model, not a curated record. The transcript has 5 exons. NCBI's taxonomy places the organism in Eukaryota, Fungi, Basidiomycota, Agaricomycetes, Polyporales, Polyporaceae. The coding region runs from base 100 to 999 and encodes 299 amino acids.